Messenger RNA from Scomber japonicus (chub mackerel), 3012 nucleotides. RefSeq names its product SPG7 matrix AAA peptidase subunit, paraplegin (gene spg7). Bases 308 to 2734 code for a protein of 808 amino acids. Gene Ontology annotation, molecular function: ATP hydrolysis activity; metalloendopeptidase activity; ATP binding. NCBI's taxonomy places the organism in Eukaryota, Metazoa, Chordata, Actinopteri, Scombriformes, Scombridae. The transcript has 17 exons. The record is from RefSeq and is a predicted model, not a curated record. Gene Ontology annotation, cellular component: m-AAA complex; membrane. Gene Ontology annotation, biological process: mitochondrial protein processing; protein-containing complex assembly.
CAUUAAAAGCAGUCUUAGCACAAGCUUUAUAAUAAUGACAAUUAAACAACGGCGAUAAAAAAAAAAAUGAAUUGUAUGGUUAAUUGAAAAUAUCUUUUUGCUUUAAUGUCCGUGUGGGAGCGUUCACAUGCCGUGGGGAUUUUCGCUGACAUCUUUGCUCGGUAGCACAGUUGAAUAACAUAGCAAGCUAAGCUAAAGGUAGAGGUAAACAAAUGUGCUAAUCGUGCACAUACCUCACCUUUUUAGUUACACAGAAAUCUUUAGCUAUGGCAUUGCACUUGUCUUUUAUUCAGUAAACACCGACGGUAUGGCAGCGUUGUUGUUGUUGCAGCGCCGUAUUAACCUCUGUAGGAAAUACAGCAGAGGUUUAACAUGGACGCUGUCGAGGCAAAACUCUCACAUAUUGGCAAAAAAGCCGAUAUAUGGCAGCGAUAGUGUUAAAAAUGUGCUAUUCAGGUGUAGUAAUGUCAGAAAGAUGCUCAUUUCAAAAUCAGAGCGAACACUUACAGGCCAGCCAGAGAAACUUAUUCAGAACCUGCUCUACCAACCAUUGAGUCCUGGCAUGGUGGGAAUCAGCAGAGAAUUAAUCAAGAACAACCUGCUGAGAAAUCCUGUUGGUUUGGUGAAUUUAUUAGGGUCAACAAACUUCUUCAGUACAUCUCAGUCAAAACAAGAGAAAAAUAAAAGUAACGGACCAAAGGGAAAAACUCCAGAAGAAGAUGAAGAGGAAAAGAAACGUCGUGAACAGGAGGACCAGAUGUACCGUGAGCGCCUGCGGACCCUGUUCAUUAUAGCGCUCAUAAUGAGCCUGCUAAACUCCAUCAAUACGAGUGGUGGUAACAUCUCAUGGAAUGACUUUGUCAAUGAGAUGUUGGCUAAGGGAGAGGUGUCACGUGUACAAGUCGUUCCCGAGAGUGACAUUGUAGAAAUCUACCUUCACCCUGGAGCAGUUAUCUUUGGAAGGCCUAGGCUGGCACUCAUGUACAGAAUGCAAGUUGCCAACAUUGACAAAUUUGAGGAGAAGCUGAGAGCUGCUGAAGAAGAGCUGAAUAUUGAUGCAAAGGACAGGAUACCAGUCUCCUACAAACGCACAGGAUUCUUUGGAAAUGCGGUCUAUGCUCUGGGAAUGGCAGCCAUUGGCGUGGCUAUUCUCUGGUACAUCUUUCGUCUGGCAGGGAUGGGUGGCAGAGAGGGUGGCUUCAGUGCUUUUAAUCAGCUAAAGAUGGCCAAGUUCACCAUUGUAGAUGGCAAGUCGGGGAAAGGUGUGAGUUUCAAAGAUGUAGCGGGCAUGCAUGAGGCAAAAAUGGAAGUGAAAGAAUUUGUUGACUACCUCAAGAGUCCUGAACGAUACCUCCAGCUAGGAGCCAAAGUUCCCAAGGGUGCAUUACUACUCGGGCCUCCAGGCUGUGGGAAGACUCUGCUGGCCAAAGCUGUAGCCACUGAGGCUCAGGUGCCAUUCCUGGCAAUGGCUGGCUCUGAGUUUGUGGAGGUCAUUGGAGGCCUGGGUGCUGCUAGGGUGAGAAGUCUGUUCAAAGAGGCUCGUACCCGGGCGCCCUGCAUCGUCUACAUCGAUGAGAUUGACGCUGUGGGGAAGAAGCGCUCCACCAAUAUGUCAGGUUUCUCCAACACUGAGGAGGAGCAGACCCUGAACCAGCUGCUGGUAGAGAUGGAUGGAAUGGGAACCACAGACCAUGUGAUUGUCCUUGCCUCCACUAACAGAGCAGAUAUUUUGGACAAUGCUCUUAUGAGACCAGGCCGAUUGGACAGACACAUAUUCAUAGAUCUGCCCACCCUGCAGGAGCGGAAGGAGAUCUUUGAGCAGCAUCUGAAGCUCUUAAAGCUGACCCAGCCAGCUAAUUUCUACUCAUUGCGUCUGGCUGAGCUCAGCCCAGGCUUCAGUGGUGCAGACAUUGCUAACAUUUGUAACGAGGCUGCUCUGCAUGCUGCCAGAGAGGGAUACAAGUCCAUUGAUACUUUCAAUUUUGAGUAUGCUGUGGAGAGAGUAAUAGCAGGAAGUGCAAAGAAGAAUAAGAUCCUAAAUAAAGAGGAGCAGAGAGUUGUUGCCUUCCAUGAGUCUGGACAUGCUUUAGUGGGAUGGCUACUUGAGCAUACAGAGGCAGUCAUGAAGGUGUCCAUCGCACCGCGGACUAAUGCAGCUCUGGGAUUUGCCCAGAUCUUACCUCGUGACCAGUACCUUUUCACCAAGGAGCAACUGUUUGAGCGAAUGUGCAUGGCUCUGGGAGGAAGAGCUUCUGAGGCCAUCACUUUUAACAAGGUUACAACAGGAGCUCAGGAUGACUUGCGUAAGGUGACACGUGUGGCCUACUCGAUGGUUAAGCAGUAUGGCAUGUGUAACAGUGUUGGCCAGGUCUCAUUCCCAGAAACAGAGGAGCAAGGUGCCGUUGGACGUCGGCCUUUCAGCCAGGGUCUGCAGCAACAGAUGGACCACGAGGCUAAGAUGCUGAUAGCCCGUGCCUACAGGCACACAGAGAAGCUGCUAAUGGACAACAGAGACAAACUGACAAUAUUGGCCAAUGCGCUAUUAGAGCGAGAGGUUGUGAACUACGAUGACAUUGAAGCUUUGCUGGGGCCUCCACCUCAUGGGCCCAAGAAGAUGAUCCUCCCUCAGAGCUGGGUGGAGGCUGAGAGGGACAAACAGGACACAGGAGAUGAUGAACCUCCGCCACCUCCCCGCAAGCACAGUGAAGAGGACAGUAAUCCACAGCUGGUCUGAUUUUAAAAUGUAUUGUCUCACAAUUAUUUCCCAUCUGCUGCAUUUCUUGGGGUGAGUGUCUUUUAUGAAACCUGGCAUUGAUACCUCACUUUAAAAGUAUAUUAGUCUCAAACUUAAACUAUGUUUUAAAAAAGGUUCAUAAAGCACUGCAGUCCUUGUAGCCUCUCUGCAAAGAGUCAUUUGCCAUGGAAGCAGCAAUUAGAAGUCUAUUUAAACAGUAUAUAUCUAACUAGCCUAAAGUGAAAAUAGUGUAGAAAAGCCCUUUAAUCAAAAUUUUC